Penicillium hordei is the source of this 468-nucleotide messenger RNA. RefSeq lists its product as uncharacterized. The transcript has 2 exons. Bases 1 to 468 code for a protein of 155 amino acids. NCBI's taxonomy places the organism in Eukaryota, Fungi, Ascomycota, Eurotiomycetes, Eurotiales, Aspergillaceae. The record is from RefSeq and is a predicted model, not a curated record.
AUGGAUGAUCCAAACCCGGAACCUUCGAAAUAUACUUGCAACACUGUCAACUGUUUGGGAAAUUAUAGUACCAUUUAUGCGGGCUUGAUUGUCGAUGCCGUGCUUGAUUCAGCAAUUUUGAGGGGAAAACUCACCGAGUUGGUUAGAUUAUGGCCAAUACUUGGCGGUGGUUUGAUUAAAGAUACAGAACCAUGGUCUUUCACUUGUGGUUCUACUGUCGAUUAUGCCAGUAGGGAUAUUAACCAGUCACUGGCUACCUAUCUUCCAAUCCGUCAGGAGCAAAAUAGCCAUGAGCCGAAAAUCAUGAAAAGCCCGGAAAUAUCCGCAGUUGAUGAGAAAUUCAUAUUCGACGUUCCUCCCAACCUCGCAAACAGUUUCCGCCUUCGUGUUACUCUCCUACGAGAUGCUACCUUGCUCUGCUUUGGAAUCACGCACAAUAUCUUGACGGCAAUGAUUGCUGGGAAGUAG